Messenger RNA from Polyodon spathula (Mississippi paddlefish), 798 nucleotides. RefSeq names its product C-C motif chemokine 19-like. The record is from RefSeq and is a predicted model, not a curated record. Gene Ontology annotation, molecular function: CCR chemokine receptor binding; chemokine activity. The coding region runs from base 77 to 409 and encodes 110 amino acids. Lineage: Eukaryota; Metazoa; Chordata; Actinopteri; Acipenseriformes; Polyodontidae. The transcript has 4 exons. Gene Ontology annotation, biological process: inflammatory response; lymphocyte chemotaxis; G protein-coupled receptor signaling pathway. Gene Ontology annotation, cellular component: extracellular region.
AGGACUAUAGAAGCACUCAGCACAAGCACCAGUGCACACCUCCGAACUCAGAAUCCUGCUAAAGCGCAAGCUCACGAUGGCACUGAAGUCAGCUGCUGUUCUCCUCAUAGCCGCCACACUCUGGUGCUACUCAGAAGGGAACAAUGACGGUGUUAUUGACUGCUGCUUGUCGACCAGCAAUGUCCCUAUACCUUACAAAAUAGUGACAACAUACAGAGACCAGAGAGUUCAAGAGGGAUGCGCUAUCCCAGCCACUGUGUUCAUCACCACUAAGCAAAUGGCUUUGUGUGCACCUCCAACAGCCAAAUGGGUGAAAAAACUAAAAUCCAAACUCGACAAAAAAUCCAAGCAAACACCCAAGAAACCAUCCAAGAAGCGAUCCAAGAAAGGAAGCAGGCAGAGCCAGUGAAAAGAUAUUAAAGCUGAGUACAACUUUCAAGACUCCUAAGAGAAAAUAAUGAUAAAAAAAGACUCCUGCAAUGAACGCAGGCAGCAGAGUACAAACAGAAGAACCCAGAAACUCAUCUUCAUCAAUGCAAACUAAACCAGAAACUCAUCUUCAUCAAUGCAAACCAAAAUAGAAACUCAUCUUCAUCAAUGCAAACCAAACCAGAAACUCAUCUUCAUCAAUGAAUGCAAACCAUAGGAUCUCAGAGCCCUUCAUUUCCAUGAACUCAUACACUCAGGAUCCUGCUCUUUGUAAAUCAUAUAUAUAAAAGAAAAGUCAGUUCGUUCUCACUGUUCACUUUCAAUAAAUUACUAUUGCAUUACCUAACCCUGACCCUAAUGUGGGAAACA